Messenger RNA from Ostertagia ostertagi, 468 nucleotides. Lineage: Eukaryota; Metazoa; Nematoda; Chromadorea; Rhabditida; Trichostrongylidae. The record is from the annotation of a GenBank genome assembly.
CUUGGUGAUCGCCAGGAUAGCCAGAAAUCCAGAUCUGACGAAGGCGUCAUCGUAUAUGUGGACCAAAGUGGUGAAGCAGCAUACCGUGACAAUGAAUCUCCGAUGCGUUUCGACCGCUUUUCCAGGGUUUCUCGUUCCUUUCAUGGAGGCACAAAAGUCACGGCAUUCUUUGAUCGCGUUCGUGACGAUUGUAGUGAUCUGGCGGGAGCUGAUUUGACAAGUGUUCAACCGCAUAACAUUCAUGUGACUGUGCCGAGCGAAAGUUCAGAACGCCGUACAUUUCUGAAUGGGCUGCCUUCCGAACCUUCUUCUUCUACCUCGGAGGGGAGCAGCAAUUUUAUCGCAGCUACUGAACAAUUACCUUUGAGGAUGAGGUCGCUUUCGUCUAACCUUGUACAGGUUUGCAUGUGCUUUGUCUACAGUGAGAAGAGAAAAGUGGGUAGGUUUAGAGCUAGUAAUUUGGCCUUU